GAAGAGAGCAACGAAUUCUAGAUCCACUUUUUUUCUCUCUGUAAGUUUUGUUGUUGGUACAAUGUUCUCGGACCCCAGCAAGAACCCCAGAACUCAGAAAAAAGAGUAACAUGCCUGACAUAGUUUUUUUACUUAGUGGACACACUUCUAGAAGCUGCUGUGUAGUAGAGUAUUCCGCCAACAUUUGCCUACAACAAUAUUUGGUUCCAACUCCAAGCGUCUGACUCCUGCAUCUUACAUAGGUGGUCGCACGUUUGUCAUGUCUAGUUCCUCGAGUCCAAGUGGCACUGCGCGCGUCCGGAUGCAGAUAGAGGAGGCAGUUUUGCGGCGAUGACGACGAGCGGAAGGGCAACGCGGAUGGUGCACAUCCCGUCGAUGUAGCAGGUUGGAGCGGUUUGUUCUACCGCGGUAGACAUGUGGCUUAGACACCGGUCGGGGCAGCCUUCCAGUUUCUCGUUCUCCUCUGUUGAUGUCCCUCUCGCAGUUGAAUCGGACGCUGCAGCCGGGUGCGCUGGAAUGGCGGCGCCUGUCGCAGGUAUCCGGGGGCGCCUCGUCCCCGAACUCUGUCGCGUGGUGUGCCUCGCGAGACCUGCUGGCGCUCAUGACCGACACUGUCGUGCAAAUCCUGGAUGUGUCGGAAUACCUCUCGACCGAGGGGGCGCCCGAGGCAAAGUGCAAGAUCGUCAUCGAAAACUACUGCCCCCGCGGAAAGCGCAAGGUAUCGAUACGUUUUGUUGAGUACUGCCAAGAAAGUAGAACUUCUUUCUUUCCACCCAAUCAUGCGCCGUACUUUUGCCGCCCGUAACCCGAAAGAACAAACGCACUCGAAGAUUUUGCUGCACUCAACUUUUUGACCUCUCUACUUCAGGUGAUCACGCCAGCCCAAGCCGUGCGACUGCGCCGCGAUGCGAAGCUCAGCCAAGCGGCUUUGCUGCAGCACGCCCUGCUUUCACAGCAGACGAAGUCGCAUUUCACCUCUAUAGCAUGGGACGAUCAUACGAGUACCAGUUCUUCCCUGAACAAGCCAGGCGGCAUUCAGGUGGGGCCGGGAUCGAGUCCGGCCGGUGCGGCAGACGCCAUGAAACGGCGGCGGGCUGCUCCGGCCACGAGCAAGGGGGCCAAGGCGAGUCCGGGAAAGACUUGCAACACCGGCGAAGAGGACGAAAUGGACCAAACGGAAUCCGGGGUGCUGGUACCGAAGAGCGACGGCGCAUUCAUCGACGCCCGCCUCGCGGUCACCACCAGUUGCGGAAAGGUUCUCAUUUUCGGAAUCUCGGAGGUGUGGUCCGGACCGUACGACGUUCACUUGCUGCACCGCAUCGAACCGCAGCUCGUACCGCAGCUGAAACAAGAUCGCCACAUGGUGUGUCCGGAUCACACUUGCUGCGCGUUCGCAGCGGACCGUCAGUGCUUUUUCACGUCCUUUCACAACCACGUUCUCCGAUGGGACCUUUCCACUACUACGGACACUUCUACGACCAGCACCGCCGCCGAGCAGGAGCAUAUAAUUAGCAAGAACACGAAACUACAAACGGCGGGUAGCAAAGCGAGCGGCGCGGCCAAAAGCACUGGGUCCGGGGCGAAAAGCAGUAGUGGUGCCGCUAAGAGUAGUAAAGCCGUGGAGCAAGCACCAUCCGCUGACGAGGCCGCUCAGUCCGCCGCGUGUAGUUGUCCGCGACUUGUGAGCAACUUGAAGCUUGUGGAUGCAGAAGUGACACGACUCGCCUGCUGUGGGAACGCGAUCGUGAUCGGGCUGUCGAGCGGGAGGGUUGUGCAUUCCGAUACGGACUUCCGCCACUCCCACGUACUGUACCACCCUCGCAACACGACCAGUCCGGCGUUUUCGGCAAAAGUCGGGCACGACCGUCGCGAGUGCCCUGUACACAUGUUGGACUUUCGGUACCCGAACCUCGUCGGUGUGGCCAUCCAGGACAGUUUUCUCGUCUUGCGACAGCAGGGAGGAGAAGAAAAGCAAUGGCACGUCAUUCUGGAGUACCUGCAAAGCGGAACAAUCGUUGGGAUGCACGUGGAGCCUGAUUUUGCUUUGUCGGUGGAUGCAGACGCCAUCGCAUGUUUCUUCUCGCUGAGGGGAAACCGGGAAAAGAUGUCAUCGUCCUCCACACCGCAGGAUGUUGACAAGGCCGGCCACCCGUCAACCAGUGCAGUUAGUAGCAGCGUGGCGGGAACGGGAUCCCCCGCACGGAGGAAGAUGUCGUUCGGGGGCAAGGAAAAGAUGAAACGCCCCAAGGCAGCUGCAGACGAGGAGAACGGCAACGAAGGAAAGCAAGACGUUCACAACUUCACCGUUGUUGACAACCGACGGGCAAGUGCUAAUGACAACAUUUCCGUCACGGUAGGGCCACCCGCGUACUUUCGCACCGUGCCAGAGCCUGCGGAGCCCGUUCCGCAACCGGGGCAACUACCGGUGUAUCGUCCUGUGGUCGAGCUUGUGUUGCCCUGCUGCGGUGCGGCGUUUUCUCCGGGCCGCCGGGUGCUCGCCUCCGUCGCCACCGCCACUCCCGAGCACAGCAGCUCCUACCGACGGCUGCAAAGCAGCUUUGGUACCCACACGGAACUAUGGUUGUGCGGACUCCCGCAUGAUCUGUUGGACCGCGGCAAAACCACAGCGUACGCCUCCGAAGCAGGUCAAGAGAGCAUUGGCACGGUCGUCACGCUGGAGCGAGGGCGUCUGGCGGAAGAGGCAGCCGGGGAGCCGUUCGAAAAGCGAGCCGGAGCCGAGCAGCUGGCCACCAUUUCGGAUUUGUGCGAGGUUUUCUGCGACUUCCUCCGUAGUGGCGGAGAGCGUUCGGUACGUGUCAACGAGCUCAGUUACAACGCCUUGCGUCACGAAAUUUCCUGCAGCACGCGACUCUCUGCCUUUGAGUGGAAGAUACUGGAGACGCUGCACGACGCGUCCAGCAGUGCGGUAGCUUCAGAGGACUCAACAGCGUUUCCAUGCUUUCUCCACGGCUGGACGGACUUUCGAGGUCAAGUGGAAAACGCAGUGCGCAUAUUUGCGGAACGCGUCUGGAAGGCCUGCACCACGGAGCCGGCGCUUGUGGAAGGGGCGGAGGAGUUCGCGCAGGAGCAAGAAGAGUUGUUGGCGAAGCGAAAGGCUCCCGGGCCGGCGGUUGACUUUUGGUGCUGGAUCUGCAAUCGAGCCAGGAGGCUGCAGCCGGACGUCACAGGAGAAUGGUUUGUCUGCCCGGGUGGCCAUCAGACGCCGCGGUGUCAGCGUGGUGGAGACCCCAUAGGCCCAGGCACCCACGUGGAGCGGUGUGGCACGUGCCAACGCAUGUCGCGUCUGGCCCGCAGUACCGCCACACUGCGGCCGUGCUAUUACUGUUUGAGUAAAACGCGACACUGCCUCGUAUAAUGAUGGAUAAGAAAGCACUUCUUUCUCUUGAUCGAUAGCGCAACGCGGACAAAGUACUAAAAGACAAGCACUCACGGAAGCGACUACUACAUUGAUAGUAUGAUCUAGGAGCGUGACGCAGAUUGACAUCGUGCACUCUGCAAUUCUGCGUUAAUGCGGCAAUUGUUCAAUCUCAUCGUUUAUACAAAGCCGCGGACCCAGCGCUGUCCGCUCGUAUGCAUUCGGUAAUG
Messenger RNA from Amoebophrya sp. A120, 3606 nucleotides. Lineage: Eukaryota; Dinophyceae; Syndiniales; Amoebophryaceae. The record is from the annotation of a GenBank genome assembly.